This is a messenger RNA of Staurois parvus, 378 nucleotides long. NCBI's taxonomy places the organism in Eukaryota, Metazoa, Chordata, Amphibia, Anura, Ranidae. The record is from the annotation of a GenBank genome assembly.
UUAGAGGCAGAAAACAGGAAAAAAAAUAUUCUGAACCAAUGGACUGCAGACAUAGUACAGGAGAUGACCAGAGACUGCGGACAGUACAGGAGAUGACCAGAGACUGCGGACAGUACAGGAGAUGACCAGAGACUGUGGACAGUACAGGAGAUGACUGCUGACCUUUGGGGAGGGGGGGAGCGGGUACCUGAAUCUGACAGGUACCCACUCUUACUUCUGCAAAGUUGUUCUUUGGACCUUACCUGUUCUUCUAUCCAGCGGCGUGCUGUCUUCCCGGCUUCUGUAGUGUGGGCGCUCUGCUUGAAAGCUGGGUGCCCAGUGCGCAUGAGCGAGAAGCGCUGCGCUUUGUUAUUGGUCCGGCAGCUUCUGGGAUCUGUC